Molecule: messenger RNA, 4636 nt
Organism: Cannabis sativa
Lineage: Eukaryota; Viridiplantae; Streptophyta; Magnoliopsida; Rosales; Cannabaceae
Product: double-stranded RNA-binding protein 4
Exons: 11
Coding region: 169-1899 (576 amino acids)
Biological process (GO): U6 snRNA 3'-end processing
Molecular function (GO): nuclease activity; double-stranded RNA binding
Source: RefSeq, a predicted model, not a curated record
CCCAACCCAACCAAAGUCAGCACAAUAAAUUCUACUCACUUUCCUUUUUCUUUUCUUCUUCUUCUUCUUCUUCUUCAGGCGGGUACUCUGACCGAGGAAUUCCGUUUGGCUUCAUUACCACCAAUUAUUCCCCUCACAGAAAAAAAUCAGAGAGAAGAGAGAGAGACAAUGUACAAGUCGAAACUACAGGAAUUAUGCCAGAAGAACCAUUGGACUCUUCCAACGUACACAUCCACCAAGCAAGGCCUUGAUCACAACCCAAGCUUCUCCGCUACUGUCGUUGUCAAUGGCCAAUCAUUCCACACCUCCGCUUCUUCCAAAUCCUCCAAAGAAGCCCAAAACGACGCUGCUAGGGUUGCCUUCAACCAUUUCUCUCCCACCGAUGAUCCUCUGCUUCCUCCUAUUCCCAACGCUUCCUCUUUCCCUCAACCCUACUUCCUCUCCUCCUCCAUCGGUGCAAUUACUGAUGUAGAAACUAUACAUGGAGUUGGGCUAGGGCAGACCUUUCAGCAAACACCUCAGGAAGAUGACAAAACAUCAUCGAGUGUCAAUCCUCAAACCAUUGGAAGUACAACAUUUCUUGUCAGUCAAAAUAAAUUUAGAGAUGUGCAACAUGUGUACAAGAGUCAUCUGCAAAUGUACACUCAGAAAAAUAAGCUUAUUGCUCCUUCAUACACUUCUGAGCGGGAAGGUCCGCCACAUGCUAGUCGAUUUAAGUGUAGAGUAACAGUUGAUGGAAAAAUAUUCGAGUCACCGGAAUUUCACUCUACCUUAAAAGAGGCUGAACAUGCAGCUGCAAAAGUUGCUUUGAUGUCAUUGUCUCCUGAUGUGGUUCAAAAGGAUGAUGCUACCUUCCACAAGAAUCUCUUGCAAGAACUGGUUCAGAGAAAAGGUCUCCAUCUACCAACAUAUAGCACGGAAAGAUUUGGUGAACCUCAUUGCCCGGUUUUUGUUUCAACCGUUGAGAUAGAAGGAAAGCGUUUCAGUGGAGAAAAAGAGAAAACGAAAAAGUUAGCUGAAACAAGUGCAGCGAAGGCUGCAUACAUUGCUUUGAAAGAGGGUAAAUCGAGUGUGGGUCUUCCCAUUCUGUCUUCUUCCCAACAAGUACAUGAAGCUCAAAAUCUAUUAUCUCCCUGCUCAAAAUCUAAUGUUUCAGUUAAUGUCACGACUGAUAUGCGGACGAACUUAAGUUCCACUACAAUCCCUGUGCAAGCUGAAGAUCAGACAGGACAAUACAACAAAAUUCAAAUCUUUUAUGUAUACAUUCCAGUAUGUAUACCAUUGGAAGCAAGGCAUGAAAUAGGUGUGUUUUUAAAGAAGAUUGGAAGAGAAGUGAGAGGUGAAUUUUACAUGGUUAAUAACAAUGGUAUGUUUGAUCAUGUUAAUAACAAUAUUAAUCAACAAUUAGAAGUAAUGGAAUUGGGAUUAGGAAGAGAAUUCCACAUAAGCUUGGGAAGAACUGUGUUCUUUAAUCAUAAUGACAGUAACCACUUUCAUUCACUUCUUCCUAUGCUGCAACACAAGCUUAAUCAUCAAACGAGGUAUUGGAUUGAUUUUAGUAAGUGGGAGGUUUUUGUUAAUGACCAACGUACUCGUACUUUCUUGUCCUUAGAAGUUACUUCUACUGGUUUGGCAGAGAUAAAAAAGCAAAUUGAAGCAGUCAAUGAAGUUUAUAAGUUUCAUGGUCUUCCUGAAUAUUAUGAGGAUCCACAGCCUCAUAUAUCCUUAGCUUGGAUAAUGGGUGACUAUAGCAACUUCUUAAAGAAAGUGAUUCAAAAGGAAUGGAGAUUAUUUAAUGGAGGGUCAAAUAAAAAUUGCAUAUUUACAAGUAGAUUUAAUGGUAUUGCUUGCAAAAUUGGUAAUAAAACCUACCAAAUAUGUAAAUAUGAAGACAUGUAAAAAAUGGGAAGAAUCCAAAAAAUGGUAUGAAAGAAUUUUCAAAACAGAUCAAAUGUGUAUUAUAACUAUAAUGUAGAUUGUGAUAUAGAAAAAUUGUACCAACAAAAAUAGUGUCCCUACUAUAGUCUUUGUCCUAUAUAUUGUGUAUUGAAGUGUGAUAUUAUCACCAAUAAUCUCCACAAGAGCAAAUGCCAUCUUCAAACUUGUGAAACCUAUUUGCAUCUCUUACCAAAAACACCACCUUCAAAACCUUUGACAACCCCUUAAUGAACACAUGACAAUCCCCACAUACUCUCAAGUUCUUGAAAAUUCGAAUCGUUUUCUUCUUCUUCUUCUCAUCCUCAUCCUCUUCCAAUCCACCACGAACCAAUGCUAACCCGAUUGCCAGCUUCUCGCUGUGCAUUCGCAAGCUCUCUUCCUUAGACUCGUCUUCUACAUCAUGUAAUGCAAAUCUCAAUCCGGGGAUGUAUCCCAUUUCAGCUCUCAUUCUCUUCUCCAUUUCCUUCAAAGCUUCAUGAAUCUGUUCUAUAAGUGGGUGAGAAUCAUCUCCAUUGUAGAAAAAGUGAACCUCUUUUUCGAUCUCCACCCAACUACGCCCCGCCUCUUUCUUCAAUCCCUUUCUCUUCACCACUUGUCUUAAUCUCUCACAUUCUUUCCAGCAGCCUGCGUCGGCUAAGAUGUUCGAUAACAUAACAUAGUUGACUGUGUUAUCACCAUCCAAUCUCAUUAGUAUCUCACCAACCUCUCUACCUAACUCCACAUCUCCAUGAACUCUGCAAGUACUAAGCAAUGUUUGCCAUAUCCCUGUGUUUGGUUUUAAAGGCAUGUUCUCGAUGAGAUUCUUCGCUUCUUUCAAUUGUCCAGCCCGGCCAAGGAGAUCAACUAUGCAAGCAUAAUGCUCUACUCUUGGUUUAACUCUUCUGUCACGACGCAUUCUUGAAAAUAACUCUUGGCCUUGUUCGAUAAGUCCCGAGUGGCUGCAAGCUGAGAGCACAGCCAAGUAAGCUACCCCAUCAGGCUCUACAUUUUCGAGUUGCAUUUUGUUGAACAAACUUACUGCUUCCAUUCCAAGACCAUGUUUUCCGAAGCCUGUGAUCAUAACAGUCCACGAAACAACAUUCUUCGUAACCAUUUCAUCGAAAAAUCUUUUUGAUUCAUCUAUAGAACCACACUUGAGAUACAUAUCUAGAAUCGAAUUGGCUACUGAUACGUCUAAACCAGAUGGGAUUUUAGUAGCAAGAGCAUGGAUUUGCUUGCCUUGUUCCACAAGUGCAAAAUCAGCGAAAACUCCCAUAAGACUUGAGAGAACAAAUCCAUCUAUUUCAUGGUUUAUGCUUCCUCUUAACUGCCUAAACAACUCCAUUGCCUCUUCUACAUUUCCUUCUUGAGCAUAACCAAGAAUCAAUGAACUCCAUGAUAUAAUGUUCUUCUCUUCAAUUUGCUCAAACACUUUCCGAGCAUCGAAUAAUCGUCCACAUUUUACAUAGAGAUCAACUAAAGCACCAGCAAUGGUGGCCUGAAUUUGACAUGGGAAAGUUAAACCUCUUGUGAUUAAGCUACCAUGAAUUUGAUUUCCUUGCUGAAUUGCCCCAAGACCACUACAAGCCUUAAGUGUACUAGUAUAGGUAUGCUCAUCAGGAACUUCACUCUCCUGCAUUUCCCUAAACAAAACCAAAGCCUUUUCACCAUUCCCUUCAAGUGUGUAGCCACUAAUCAUUGCAUUCCAUGUUAUAAGAUUCCGAAAAGGCAUUUCAUCAAACACCUUCGCUGCAUCUUUAACUCUUCCACAUUUAGCAUACAUAUCCAUUACAGAAUUCCCCACCACAAUAGCCAAAUCAAAACCAGAUUUGACACACAACUCAUGAAUCUGCAUACCAUACUCAGCAACACCCAAAAUCCCCGACGCCUUAAGACUCGUCGAGAAAGUGAACUCGUUCGGUUUAGAAUUCGAAACUCCCAACAUUUGAUUAAAGACAGAUAAACAUUUCUGGGCAUUUCCAUUUUGUAAGUAAACACACAUUAGAGAAGUCCAAGACACUUCAUUUCUUUCAGACAUUUUCUCAAACACUUUAUAGGCCAAACCAGUUCUACUACAUUUUCCGUACAUAUCUAUGAGAUCAUUGCUCAGCAUUAAGUCAGACCCAAAUCCCAUCUUCAUCAACGCCGCGUGAGCCUGAAACCCUUUAUCGAGUAACUUUCUCUUCGAACAAUUCCUAAGAAAGUUAGCCAAAAUCUGCCUUUGAUUCAUUUCGUAAAAGAAAAUUAAAAAUCCAAGCUUUAUCCAAUAUCCAUCGAAUUCGAUAAUGUCAACGAGAAUAUUGGAAAAUUCAUUCGUGCCCGCGUUGACAAACUGUACGAACUUGAAGGAAUUGAAGAAAAUCCAUGCCCAUGUAGUCAAAUUCUCGCUAUCGCAGAGCAAUUUCUUGGUUACAAAAAUGGUAGAUUUUUGUGAAAAAAUUUCAGAAGUUGAGUACGCGAGUUUGUUAUUCGGAAAAGUGAUUCAACGAAACGUUUUUUUGUUUAACGCAAUGAUCAAAGUCUAUACACAUAGCUACAAGUACGAUCUAGCUUUGGUUCUCUACAAGGAAAUGGUCAGAGAUAUAAACCCUAAAAAUCCCAUUUUUCCUGACAGGUUCACUUUCCCAUUUGUGAUCAAAUCUUGUGGAGGAUUGCUCUGUAUCAAUUUGGGUAGACAAAUUCAUUGCCAAGUUUGUAAAUUUGGGCCAAAUUCCCAUUC